AUGCUAUCUCGAGUCAUAUUUUCGCUACUUACGCUUGUGCUGCUCAUAUCUGCCGAUCCUUCCAUGGACGAAUUGGAAGGUACUUGGACUUCGAAAUCCAACACAGUUUUCACAGGACCAGGCUUUUAUGAUCCAGUAGACGAAUUGCUUGUGGAACCGGAUUUACCAGGAAUCUCAUAUUCAUUCACCAAAGAUGGCCAUUAUGAAGAGGCAUUAUAUAGAGUUGUUGGAAACCCUAAAAACCAUUCAUGUCCUGUUGCAUCCGUUACUUAUCAACACGGAAGUUACGAAAUUUUGGCAAACGGCUCUGUUGUGUUGACUCCUAUUGCAGUUGACGGAAGACAGUUGCUAAGUGAUCCAUGUAACCAAGAGGAUCCAAAUACGUCAACAUAUACUAGAUAUGUGCAAGCUACUAUGUUUAAGACUUUCCAAAGAUAUGUUGACCCAUAUCACGGAAGAUGGACUUUACAAAUAUAUCAAUUUGACGGAUCUAAGAUGCAGCCAUUGUAUUUGGCCUAUAAACCUCCUUUAAUGUUACCCACAAGUGCUUUAAAUCCCACAGAUGCUGCUUCUGAAACCGAUUCAGCAUUAGGUUCCACCAGAAACAAAAUCAAACGUUCUUUGGAAAACCAGUAUAGAACCAAUGCUAUAAGGCAGACCUCUACCGAGUCUUUUGAUAAAUACUGGUGGAUUAGUGUUGUAUGUUUAGGAUUAGCAUCUUCUUACAUGUUCUUAAAGUAG
Molecule: messenger RNA, 741 nt
Organism: Lodderomyces oxycetoniae
Lineage: Eukaryota; Fungi; Ascomycota; Pichiomycetes; Serinales; Debaryomycetaceae
Gene: ROT1
Product: Rot1p
Exons: 1
Coding region: 1-741 (246 amino acids)
Biological process (GO): budding cell apical bud growth; 'de novo' protein folding
Cellular component (GO): endoplasmic reticulum membrane; endoplasmic reticulum
Source: RefSeq, a predicted model, not a curated record